GGCCGAGCCGGACGCAGCGCGGCGGCCCGGCGGCAGCGCGGAGAGGCCCGGACUCGGACUGGGCGGCCGGCGCGGCCGGCCUGAGCGAGGGUGGGGGGCGGCGGGCGGCGCGGGGCGGCGGCGGCGAGCGGGGGCCAUGCAGGCGCGCUACUCCGUGUCCAGCCCCAACUCCUUGGGAGUGGUGCCCUACCUCGGCGGCGAGCAGAGCUACUACCGCGCGGCGGCGGCGGCGGCCGGGGGCGGCUACACCGCCAUGCCGGCCCCCAUGAGCGUGUACUCGCACCCGGCGCACGCCGAGCAGUACCCGGGCGGCAUGGCCCGCGCCUACGGGCCCUACACGCCGCAGCCGCAGCCCAAGGACAUGGUGAAGCCGCCCUACAGCUACAUCGCGCUCAUUACCAUGGCCAUCCAGAACGCGCCGGACAAGAAGAUCACCCUCAACGGCAUCUAUCAGUUCAUCAUGGACCGCUUCCCUUUCUACCGGGACAAUAAGCAGGGCUGGCAGAACAGCAUCCGCCACAACCUCUCGCUCAACGAGUGCUUCGUCAAGGUGCCCCGCGACGACAAGAAGCCGGGCAAAGGCAGCUACUGGACGCUGGACCCGGACUCGUACAACAUGUUCGAGAACGGCAGCUUCCUGCGGCGGCGGCGGCGCUUCAAGAAGAAGGACGCGGUGAAGGACAAGGAGGAGAAGGAUCGGCUGCACCUGAAGGAGCCGCCGCCGCCGCCGCCCGGCCGCCAGCCCCCGCCCGCGCCGCCCGAGCCGGCCGACGGCGCCGCGCCCGGCCCGCAGCCGCCGCCCGUGCGCAUCCAGGACAUCAAGACCGAGAACGGUACGUGCCCCUCGCCGCCCCAGCCCCUGUCCCCGGCCGCCGCCCUGGGCAGCGGCAGCGCCGCCGCCGUGCCCAAAAUCGAAAGCCCCGACAGCAGCAGCAGCAGCCUGUCGAGCGGGAGCAGCCCACCGGGCAGCCUGCCGUCGGCGCGGCCGCUGAGCCUGGACGGCGCGGAGUCCGCGCCCCCGCCGCCGCCCGCGCAGCCCGCGCCGCCGCCGCACCACAGCCAGGGCUUCAGCGUGGACAACAUCAUGACGUCGCUGCGGGGGUCGCCGCAGGGCGCGACCGCGGAGCUCGGCUCCGGCCUCCUGGCCUCGGCGGCCGGGUCCUCGCGCGCCGGCAUCGCACCCCCUCUGGCGCUGGGCGCCUACUCGCCGGGCCACAGCUCCCUCUACAGCUCCCCCUGCAGCCAGAGCUCCAGCGCCGGCAGCUCGGGCGGGGGCGGCGGCGGCGGCGGCGGCGCGGGGGGCGCGGGGACCUACCACUGCAACCUGCAGGCCAUGAGCCUGUACGCGGCCGGGGAGCGCGGCGGCCACUUGCAGGGCGCGCCGGGGGGCGCCGGCGGCUCCGCUGUGGACGAACCCCUGCCAGACUACUCUCUGCCCCCGGUCACCAGCAGCAGCUCCUCGUCCCUGAGUCACGGCGGCGGCGGCCAGGACGCCGGCCACCACCCUGCGGCCCACCAAGGCCGCCUCACCUCGUGGUACCUCAACCAGGCGGGCGGAGACCUGGGCCACUUGGCGAGCGCGGCGGCGGCGGCGGCGGCCGCGGGCUACCCGGGCCAGCAGCAGAACUUCCACUCGGUGCGGGAGAUGUUCGAGUCGCAGAGGGUCGGCUUGAACAACUCCCCGGUGAACGGGAGCAGUAGCUGUCAGAUGGCCUUCCCUCCCAGCCAGCCUCUGUACCGCGCGUCCGGAGCUUUCGUCUACGACUGCAGCAAGUUUUGACACUCCUGCCCCCUCAAAGCCGAACGGAAUCGAACUCCAAAGCAGGAACAGCCAAAAGAACCAUCAGUGCAAAAUCGAAACCAAAAAAAUCCAAUUUAAAAAAGCUUGAAAACAUUCACCAAACCAGCGAACAGAAUCCCUCCAAAAAUUCAACUCACCAGCACAAAGAAAACUAUUUUCUUAAAAGAUUAAUUCACAGAGCCACCUCCACUUUGCCUUAUCUAAAUAAACAAAACUGUAAACUAUUUUGUACAGAGACAGCAAAGUCAUGGUUUAUUAAAGGACAGUGUUACUCCAGAUAA
Messenger RNA from Equus quagga, 2082 nucleotides. It is a transcript of the gene FOXC1, whose product is annotated as forkhead box C1. The record is from RefSeq and is a predicted model, not a curated record. NCBI's taxonomy places the organism in Eukaryota, Metazoa, Chordata, Mammalia, Perissodactyla, Equidae. The transcript is spliced from 2 exons. Bases 137 to 1780 code for a protein of 547 amino acids. Gene Ontology annotation, biological process: anatomical structure morphogenesis; regulation of transcription by RNA polymerase II; cell differentiation. Gene Ontology annotation, molecular function: DNA-binding transcription factor activity, RNA polymerase II-specific; RNA polymerase II cis-regulatory region sequence-specific DNA binding.